Messenger RNA from Cebus imitator (Panamanian white-faced capuchin), 5221 nucleotides. RefSeq names its product histone deacetylase 5 (gene HDAC5). The transcript has 24 exons. Gene Ontology annotation, molecular function: histone deacetylase activity. The coding region runs from base 340 to 3597 and encodes 1085 amino acids. The record is from RefSeq and is a predicted model, not a curated record. Gene Ontology annotation, biological process: negative regulation of transcription by RNA polymerase II; chromatin organization. Gene Ontology annotation, cellular component: histone deacetylase complex. NCBI's taxonomy places the organism in Eukaryota, Metazoa, Chordata, Mammalia, Primates, Cebidae.
ACGUCUCCGAAUGUUGUUGUUGGUGGCGGCGGCGAGCGGAGCCGGAGGAGCCGCCGCAAAGAUGGAGGAGCCGUCGAGGAGGCGCUGCCGCCGCUGCCGUCGCCGCUGCUGCCGCCGCCGCCCGCGAAGCCGGAGCUCGAGCCGCAGCGGGGAUGCCGUUCUGAGUGCCUGACUGCCUCGCCCCGAAGGAUGGCCUCGGAUGGGCAUUAGAGGCACGGCGGCCCCGGGCUCCCGUCCCGUCCGUCUGUCUGUUAUCGUCUGUCUCUCUUGACAUCACCGCAGCUCCACCCCCUCCCGUCCCAGCCCCCAACGCCAGCUUCCUGCGGGCCCAGAGCCGGCAUGAACUCUCCCAACGAGUCGGAUGGGAUGUCAGGCCGGGAACCAUCCUUGGAAAUCCUGCCUCGGACUUCUGUGCACCGCAUCCCUGUGACAGUGGAGGUGAAGCCGGUGCUGCCAGGAGCCAUGCCCAGCUCCAUGGGGGGUGGGGGUGGAGGCAGCCCCAGCCCUGUGGAGCUACGGGGGGCUCUGGUGGGCUCUGUGGACCCCACACUGCGGGAGCAGCAACUGCAGCAGGAGCUACUGGCGCUCAAGCAGCAGCAGCAGCUGCAGAAGCAGCUCCUGUUCGCUGAGUUCCAGAAACAGCAUGACCACCUGACAAGGCAGCAUGAGGUCCAGCUGCAGAAGCACCUCAAGCAGCAGCAGGAGAUGCUGGCAGCCAAACAGCAGCAGGAGAUGCUGGCAGCCAAGCGGCAGCAGGAGCUGGAGCAGCAACGGCAGCGGGAGCAGCAGCGGCAGGAAGAGCUGGAGAAGCAGCGGCUGGAGCAGCAGCUGCUCAUCCUGCGGAACAAGGAGAAGAGCAAAGAGAGUGCCAUUGCCAGCACUGAGGUAAAGCUGAGGCUCCAGGAAUUCCUCUUGUCGAAGUCAAAGGAGCCCACACCAGGCGGCCUCAACCAUUCCCUCCCACAGCACCCCAAAUGCUGGGGAGCCCACCAUGCUUCUUUGGACCAGAGUUCCCCUCCCCAGAGCGGCCCCCCUGGGACGCCUCCCUCCUACAAACUGCCUUUGCCUGGGCCCUAUGACAGUCGAGACGACUUCCCCCUCCGCAAGACAGCCUCUGAACCCAACUUGAAAGUGCGUUCAAGGCUAAAACAGAAGGUGGCAGAGCGAAGAAGCAGUCCCCUCCUGCGUCGCAAGGAUGGGACUGUUAUUAGCACCUUUAAGAAGAGAGCUGUUGAGAUCACAGGUGCUGGGCCUGGGGCGUCGUCCGUGUGUAACAGCGCACCAGGCUCCGGCCCCAGCUCUCCCAACAGCUCCCACAGCACCAUCGCUGAGAAUGGCUUUACUGGCUCAGUCCCCAACAUCCCUACCGAGAUGCUCCCCCAGCACCGAGCCCUCCCUCUGGACAGCUCCCCCAACCAGUUCAGCCUCUACACAUCUCCCUCUCUGCCUAACAUCUCCCUAGGGCUGCAGGCCACGGUCACUGUCACCAACUCGCACCUCACCGCCUCCCCGAAGCUGUCGACGCAGCAGGAGGCCGAGAGGCAGGCCCUCCAGUCCCUGCGGCAGGGUGGCAUGCUGACCGGCAAGUUCAUGAGCACAUCCUCUAUCCCUGGCUGCCUGCUGGGUGUGGCACUGGAGGGCGACGGGAGCCCCCAUGGACAUGCCUCCCUGCUGCAGCACGUGCUACUGCUGGAGCAGGCCCGGCAGCAGAGCACCCUCAUUGCUGUGCCGCUCCACGGGCAGUCCCCACUAGUGACGGGUGAACGUGUGGCCACCAGCAUGCGGACAGUGGGCAAGCUCCCACGGCAUCGGCCCCUGAGCCGCACUCAGUCCUCACCGCUGCCGCAGAGUCCCCAGGCCCUGCAGCAGCUGGUCAUGCAACAACAGCACCAGCAGUUCCUGGAGAAGCAGAAGCAGCAGCAGCUGCAGCUGGGCAAGAUUCUCACCAAAACAGGGGAGCUGCCCAGGCAGCCCACCACCCACCCUGAGGAAACAGAGGAGGAGCUGACAGAGCAGCAGGAGGCCUUGCUGGGGGAGGGAGCCCUGACCAUGCCCCGGGAGGGCUCCACAGAGAGUGAGAGCACACAGGAAGACCUGGAGGAGGAGGAGGAGGAGGAAGAGGAUGGGGAGGAGGAGGAUUGCAUCCAGGUCAAGGACGAGGAGGGCGAGAGUGGUGCUGAGGAGGGGCCCAACUCGGAGGAGCCCAGUGCUGGUUACAAAAAGCUAUUUUCAGAUGCCCAGCAGCUGCAGCCACUGCAGGUGUACCAGGCGCCCCUCAGCCUGGCCACUGUGCCUCACCAGGCCCUGGGCCGCACCCAGUCCUCCCCUGCUGCCCCUGGGGGCAUGAAGAGCCCUCCAGACCAGCCCGUGAAACACCUCUUCACCACAGGUGUGGUCUACGACACGUUCAUGCUAAAGCACCAGUGCAUGUGCGGAAACACACAUGUGCACCCUGAACAUGCUGGCCGGAUCCAGAGCAUCUGGUCCCGGCUGCAGGAGACAGGCCUGCUUAGCAAGUGCGAGCGGAUACGGGGUCGCAAAGCCACGUUAGACGAGAUCCAGGCAGUGCACUCUGAAUACCACACCCUGCUCUACGGCACCAGCCCCCUCAACCGGCAGAAGUUGGACAGCAAGAAGUUGCUCGGUGAGCUGGCAUGCGGGCGGGCAGGGCAUGUCCAGUGCCAGGGUGAGAUGGGGACUGUCAGGAGGACUGCCGAGCCAGGCCUUUUCUCCCCCGCCUACCUCAGGGGAUUCUGCUUUUUCAACUCCGUAGCCAUCACAGCGAAACUCCUACAACAGAAGUUGAACGUGGGCAAGGUCCUCAUCGUGGACUGGGACAUUCACCAUGGCAAUGGCACCCAGCAGGCAUUCUACAACGACCCCUCUGUGCUCUACAUCUCUCUGCAUCGCUAUGACAACGGGAACUUCUUUCCAGGCUCUGGGGCUCCUGAAGAGGUUGGUGGAGGGCCAGGCGUGGGGUACAAUGUGAAUGUGGCAUGGACAGGAGGUGUGGACCCCCCCAUUGGAGAUGUGGAAUACCUUACAGCCUUCAGGACAGUAGUGAUGCCCAUUGCCCAUGAGUUCUCACCUGACGUGGUCCUAGUCUCUGCCGGGUUUGAUGCUGUUGAAGGACAUCUGUCUCCACUGGGUGGCUACUCUGUCACCGCCAGAUGUUUUGGCCACUUGACCAGGCAGCUGAUGACCCUGGCAGAGGGCCGGGUGGUGCUGGCCCUGGAGGGAGGCCACGACUUGACCGCCAUCUGUGAUGCCUCUGAGGCUUGUGUCUCGGCUCUGCUCAGUGUAGAGCUGCAGCCCUUGGACGAGGCAGUCUUGCAGCAAAAGCCCAACAUCAAUGCAGUGGCCACACUAGAGAAAGUCAUCGAGAUCCAGAGCAAACACUGGAGCUGUGUGCAGAAGUUCGCCGCUGGUCUGGGCCGUUCCCUGCGGGAAGCCCAGGCAGGUGAGACCGAGGAGGCUGAGACUGUGAGCGCCAUGGCCUUGCUGUCGGUGGGGGCUGAGCAGGUCCAGGCUGCGGCAGCCCGGGAGCACAGCCCCAGGCCGGCAGAGGAGCCCAUGGAGCAGGAGCCUGCCCUGUGACACCCUGGCCCCCGUCCCACUGGGCUUUACCAUUGUGAUUUUGUUUAUUUUUUCUAUUAAAAACAAAAAGUCACACAUUCAACAAGGUGUGCCGUGUGGGUCUCUCAGCCUUGCCCCUCCUGCUCCUCCACGCUGCCUCAGGCCCCCAGCCCUGUGGCCUCCACCUCAGCUCUAGAAGCCUGCUCCCUUUGCAGGGGGUGGGGGGUGUCUUCCCAGCCCUGACCCAGGUGUCCCUCCACCCAUUUCCCUGCAUUCUGUCCUUUUCCCCCUUGGAGCCUGGGCCAGCUCAAGGUGGACACGGGACCCAGACAGUACCCUCCAGUUCUGGAGCCCCCCCUGAGUGAGGAGGGAACAGGAAGUCGGUGCCUUGGUUUCAGCUGACUUGGGGGGGGGGAAAUGCCUUAAUUUCACCCUCCUCCCUUCUCCAGCCUCAGGGGGCGGAUCUGGAGGGUCCACUACUAAGAUGCAGAGUGGAAGGGAGGUGGGCACCCACCCUGCGAUUCUCCACCUUUUCCCCUUCUUUCAUCCUGUCCAUCUCUGCACAGACACCUUUCUUCCUCCUCCUUGGUCUCAGCACUGAUGGGAGGCUGGUGCCAAGCCAUGGCUGUGGUCUGUGAGCAGGGCUGUCUUGCCUCAUACUCUUCUGGGCCUGCUUCCCCUUCCCCGGGCCGAGAAGAUGAAAAGUGUGUGGGGGAAGGAGACGACUGGUUUCCUGGGUUCUCAGGGGCCAGGAGGAGCUGCAGAACCAGGCCUCCUCCCCACCUUACUUGGAUGGCCUCCCUGUCCCUCUGCUGGCACAGCCUGGGCAGGGGGAGAAGGUGGUCCCUGCAGGGGGGCUUCAGGCUGGUGAGAGCCCCCCUGCUGUCAGGACUAGCUCUCCCUAGCCAUCCAGCAUGCUGCAGGGAGAAGGGGCAGGGGCUCACUCCCUCCUGGGGCCUUUUGCUUUGGAGCCUAGGGAUGGUGAGAGUGGGGAUUCUAGAAGGGGUAAGGUCAGAACCCAGGGAUCCAGGAGUUCGUCCUCCGCUGGACCUUCCAUACCUCUUGGGCUCCCUUUGCUGGCCCCAAGCCCAAGGGAGCUAAGACCAGGAGGGGGCUGGGUGCUGCCCCUUCUCUUUCCCAGGAGCCCUGCGAGGGGCUGUGGGCCCACAAGGCUUCCAGGGAAUGUUGUCCAGCCUGUAGGAAACCAAAGAUGGGAAGUGGCUCCUAGGGGGCUGACUCUUCCUCCCUCUUCCUCCCCAGUAGCACAUAUACUUUCUCUCCUCCCAUCCCCAGGGCCCCACCAAUCUGUUUACAUAUUUAUUAUCCUAUUAGGGGCCUGAGCAGGGUUGAAGGAGCCAGGGGAGGAGCAGGAGCCCCAGCACCAUCGAUUUAUUGGUUCGUUGUUCGCUAUGUGUUGUAUGUUUUAGAUCCUCCUGGGGGAUGGGGAUGGGGCUAGGCCCAGUGUACCAGGCCUCUCUACUGAGCCCCAGGCUCCAGGCCCCUUGCCCACCCUCUCCCUGUGGCUGGUCCGGUUCUCAUGUAAACCCACUCCUUGCUUUGUCUCCCUGGAUAUGGAUUUCAGUUAAGGAUUUUGUAACCCGUUACACUGUGUCCUUGUGUAAAUAAACUUGUUUCUGGCAGUGCC